Messenger RNA from Scheffersomyces stipitis CBS 6054, 1272 nucleotides. RefSeq names its product NADH dehydrogenase, internal, ubiquinone (gene NDI1). The record is from RefSeq and is a predicted model, not a curated record. The transcript is spliced from 2 exons. Gene Ontology annotation, molecular function: electron-transferring-flavoprotein dehydrogenase activity; flavin adenine dinucleotide binding. Gene Ontology annotation, cellular component: cytoplasm. Bases 1 to 1272 code for a protein of 423 amino acids. NCBI's taxonomy places the organism in Eukaryota, Fungi, Ascomycota, Pichiomycetes, Serinales, Debaryomycetaceae.
AUGUCUGUCACAGCCAAUUACCAAAGUUCCGUGCCCUCGUUCAAAACCUCCAUUCUCGUAGUGGGUGGUGCCUAUGCCGGCUUGGCAGCGGUGAAAAGCUUCCAGAUCCAUUUAGCAGAACGGGCAAAAAACUCAGAGUACACUUCCUGGUUCCAAAGUCUAUCGCAAAAGAUCUCCAUAACUUUGGUUGAGCCUCGGGCCGGUUUGUUGAAUGUGCUCGGGAUGCCUCGAGCCAUAGUGGAUCCCAAUUUCGCCAAGUCCCAGUACAUUCAAUUCCAAGAGUUGAACGAUUUACAAUUUGACGAAGUGAUAUCCAGGGACCAGAAGAUAUUGCAGACAUUGAACGAUUCCAAAGAAAGCUUCGAGUUGAAAUAUGUCCAUGGCACUGUGACGUAUUUGGAUGACCACAAGGCACAAUAUAUGCUCAACAACGAUCCUGAUAGCGAAAAGGGACUCAUUGACUUUGACUACGUAGUAUUAGCUACUGGCAGAGACAGAAGCUGGCCCACAACACCAGAAGGCUACACUUUUGAUCAUUUUAUGGAAGAAAUGCAAAGAGCGCAUGAUAACAUUGAAAAGCAUGAAAUUAUUUCUGUCAUAGGUGCUGGAGCUGUAGGCAUAGAAAUUGCUGGGGACAUCAAAAAUCACUUCCCAGACAAGACAGUCAACUUAAUACAUCCCCAUGCGUCUUUUCCUCCAGAACCUUUAAGCAGCGAAUUUCAAGAUGCCAUCAGAGACUCCUUAAAGAGAGCCAAUAUUAAUAUAAUUACCAACACCAGAAUAGCCGAAGAAAAAUCCAACGGCGAUUUAAUUACGACUACAAACGAAACUAUUAAAUCCGAGCUCAAUUUAUGGUGCACAUCGCAUAAGAAUAACACCUCUAUACUCUCUAGCGAGAUUAGAGAAUUAUUUGUGACCGAGAAAAACGAUAUACAUGUCAAUCAAUUUCUUCAGAUGGCCAAAGGUGAAAGAUUGCACCCCAAUUUUUUCGUUCUUGGAGACUUGGUCAAUUUGCCCAUCAUCAAGUCAGCAGGAUGGGCAAUGUACAUGGGUAGGCAAGCUGCCAACAAUAUCACCAGCAUGAUUUUUGACCACAAAUUAAUAGAGCCAUUUCCCGAUUUAACCAAGAUGCCUCGUGGAAUGGUGAUAAUUGCUGGAAACGAAGAGAUUGUCAGUGAAUUGAGUGGGGAAGUGACACUCAAUCACGAGAACUAUGUUGUAGAGUACAAGGAUUAUUGCAUAGGGAAAGUACGGGCUACACUCGGACUAUAA